Messenger RNA from Dendronephthya gigantea, 1587 nucleotides. RefSeq lists its product as uncharacterized. The transcript is spliced from 4 exons. NCBI's taxonomy places the organism in Eukaryota, Metazoa, Cnidaria, Anthozoa, Malacalcyonacea, Nephtheidae. Gene Ontology annotation, molecular function: nucleic acid binding; metal ion binding; hydrolase activity. The record is from RefSeq and is a predicted model, not a curated record. Bases 153 to 1124 code for a protein of 323 amino acids.
AAAUACAGGCGUAUUAAACAGUCAAACAAUCAAACAAUACCAAAUUCAUUACGCGCAGUGGAAACUUUCGAAGAAGAAAGAGGCUUAGAAAUAUAAGAAUUUACUUUUCCGACUGUAUAUACAAGAACAGUUGCUGUAUACGUCCGACCACCAUGAAGCAAGUUGUCUGUCUUUUUCUUUUGGUAUCAAUUAUAUCUAACUGCCUGCUGAUUUCUGUUGAAGCUGAUGAUGAAGAUCGCAAUGCAUUCAGCGACAAAAUCAACGAAUGUCUUUUUAAUGAUUGGAAGCAAGGAGGAACCCCUAUUCUUGCCUCAAAAGUAGAUUGUAGUGGUGGCAAACGCUCUGGACUUUGUUAUGGCAUCAAUAAUACAGCACUGUUUGCUGUUUGUUAUAACAGUCAAACCCUCAUUCCAGAGUUCAGUGGACACGUUGUUAUCGGCGACCCUUCAGCUUCAGGAAGAGGCGAUUGGGUAAAUGACAAAGGAAAAUUUGCUCCAAAACCGCAAGCAGACACCAAACAAGACUACGAAAAAUUCCAGCAAAAAGACAUAGUUCCAAACUUUGACUAUAAAACCAACUUUUACAGCCGGGGCCAUCUCACGCCAAACAAUAUAUUCGACACUGACGACAAACGUGAGAUUACGAUGAUAAUCACUAACGCUGCACCACAAUGGCAAGUGUUCAAUUCACAAAACUGGGCUGUCGUGGAAAAAGCUGUCAGGACUUACUCUGCUAGUAAUAAACAACGACCUGUUUACGUCGUCACGGGGACAUGUGGAACAUUAUUGGACAAAAAUGGCCAUACACUCUUACUGAAUAAACGCGUUGUCGCUCCCGGAUACUACUGGAAAGCAGUGUGUGAUCCAGUGGCAAACCAAUCUGAGGUUCUUGUUGCUGCGAAUCCUACUGGAGAUUCAGGUACUGGGAAGGAGUACGGCUGCGAUAUUAAUCAAAAACCGCAGAAACCGCAGACUCGGGAUAGAGGAAUUGUCAACUGUUACAGUUUGGAUGAAUUAAAAAAGAGACCAGAGGCUAAAUAUUUUAAUUUGCCAAAUUUUGCUGCCAUCUGUAAUCCGCAGACGAGAGGAACAUUUUUAGAUCCUUAUCUAAAAAAGUUGAGUUAAGAAUCAACGUUGGUGACACAUGAUGAUUGAACGUGAUUGUAGUUGUAGACGUUGGUAAUGUAGACGUUGGUAAUGUAGACGUUGGUAAUGUAGACUUUGGUAAUGUAGACUUUGGUAAUGUAGACGCUGGUAAUGUAGACGUUGGUAAUGUAGACGUUGGUAAUGUAGACGUUGGGUUUGAUUAACUUGUAGACGUUGGUAAUGUAGACGUUGGUAAUGUAGACGUUGGUAAUGUAGACGUUGGUAAUGUAGACGUUGGGUUUGAUUAACUUGUAGACUUUGGUAAUGUAGAUGUUGGGUUUGAUUAACUUGCAUGUAGUUGUAGACUUUGGUAAUGUAGAUGUUGGGUUUGAUUAACUUGCAUGUAAUUGUAGACUUUGGUAAUGUAGACAUUGAGUUUAACUUGUGGUUGUAACCUGCAGUUGUAGACGUUGGGUUUGAUUAAAAAAUUAACGUUGGUGAC